AUGGCAAACAAGUUCGCAGUAAAAUCCCUGGACCACCUGGUCCUCACAGUCCGCUCCAUCCCCAGGACGGUGGCCUGGUACACAACCUACCUCGGCAUGCGGCAUGAGAUCUUCACAUCACCCCUCAACCAGGCCGUUCAAAGGCACGCUCUGAUCUUCGGAAGUCAAAAGAUAAACCUCCACCAAUCAGGCAAGGAAUUCGAGCCCAAAGCCCAGGAUGUCAUGCCAGGAAGUGCCGAUUUGUGCUUUUUAACUGAUGAAAAUGUCGAAACGGUCCUGGCUGCAUUCGAGGAGGCAAGAAUCGAGAUCCUGGAAGGUGCAAAGAUUGUAGAAAGAACUGGGGCCGUUGGAAAGAUCCGGAGUGUAUAUGUGAGAGAUCCCGAUGGGAAUCUUAUUGAGGUGUCGAAUUAUGCUUAG
This is a messenger RNA of Penicillium canescens, 417 nucleotides long. Its product is annotated as VOC family protein. The transcript is spliced from 4 exons. Bases 1 to 417 code for a protein of 138 amino acids. NCBI's taxonomy places the organism in Eukaryota, Fungi, Ascomycota, Eurotiomycetes, Eurotiales, Aspergillaceae. The record is from RefSeq and is a predicted model, not a curated record.